AUGGAAGGCCAUUAUGCUGUUAUUGGGCUUGGAGCCAUGGGCUACGGCAUGGCUAGCAACCUUCGAAAAAAUAUACCUUUGUCUUCAACACUUUUUGUUUAUGAUGUCGAUCGCGCAGUGUGUGACAAAUUCAAAAUCGAGUUCAGUGGCCACGGACCGAUAGAAACCAACGAGUCGAUAAAAGAGACAGUUGAGUAUGCUCAUGUUCUUGUAUCCAGCCUUCCAUCUCUCGGGGCCGUUCGUGACGUCUACUUGGAUGGAGCUACCGGUGUACUUGCCGCGAGACCGAAUCCAAAUAGGUUGAUAGUGGAAACCAGCACUAUGGAAACGUCAUCGGCGACGGAGGUCGCGCAGAAACUGGCUGAGGCAAAAGCUGGAUAUUAUGUGGAUGCGCCAGUCUCAGGUGGACCUCCGGGUGCGGCUGCGGGAACAUUAUCAUUUAUGAUCGGGCAUGCCAAACCAGAGCUGUCCGAUCUUAUGAGUCUACGUCUCCAACGCCUUCUGACAAUUAUGGGAAAUCCAAAGAAAUUGUUUUGGUGCGGCAAGCUUGGGACCGGCCUGGCGGCAAAAAUCAGCAACAACUACAUUGCUUGCACCGUCUUUAUUGCGGUAGCCGAAGCAAUGGCAAUUGGGGUUCGCUCUGGAAUCGACGGCAAAUUGCUUCGUGACAUCAUCAAUAGCUCCUCUGGGCAGACAGCCAUUGGCGACAUCGUGACUUUUAUACCGAAGGACCAAUUGUUAGGUCCAAAUGGUUUUCCGGUGCAUAUAAUGGUCAAGGAUAUCGCGCUGGGCGUGAAUGCCGCGGAGUUGGUUGAUGUAGCACCCAAAAUGGCUCUUACAGCACUGGAGAUCUGGAAACAGGCCGAGGAAGUCCCUGAAAUCAUCGCCCAAGAUGGUAUUUUCCAUGCUUAG
Messenger RNA from Penicillium arizonense, 912 nucleotides. Its product is annotated as NAD(P)-dependent oxidoreductase. The record is from RefSeq and is a predicted model, not a curated record. The transcript is spliced from 3 exons. The coding region runs from base 1 to 912 and encodes 303 amino acids. Gene Ontology annotation, biological process: L-valine catabolic process. Gene Ontology annotation, cellular component: mitochondrion. Gene Ontology annotation, molecular function: NAD binding; NADP binding; 3-hydroxyisobutyrate dehydrogenase activity. Lineage: Eukaryota; Fungi; Ascomycota; Eurotiomycetes; Eurotiales; Aspergillaceae.